Messenger RNA from Cylindrotheca closterium, 423 nucleotides. Lineage: Eukaryota; Bacillariophyta; Bacillariophyceae; Bacillariales; Bacillariaceae. The record is from the annotation of a GenBank genome assembly.
AUGGCUAUGGACAACGCCAAAGGCGACCUGGUUAUUCUUCCGGUGAGCGAACUCCAUGUACGAGACAAGAAGCUGUGGCUGACUUCUAAGGAGAAAGUUGAGGAGCUCACCUACAAGAAGCUCAAGCCCUACGUUGACUGGUCCUGGAAUAAUGGAGCUAGAUUUGGUUCCAGUGCCAAGAACCCUUGCCCCAAGACCCUCCGCACCCGCAUUUGCGUGGCCCACAAUUCUUCAUUGGACAACAUGUCUCGACUACUUGGACAAUGUUUCGAGAUCACUGGCACGCAUGCAGGCGUCUUUUGUUCCCCUUUGCAAGAAGUUAGUGACCCUGUCCAAAUUGGCUGGCUACUCAACUACCCUAUGGGGAUUGGGAGAGCGGCACUUCAAAAAGUAAACUCAUACGCCAUUUCAACUUCAAGAUAG